GAUCAAAGCCUCAAGAACAAGCAGAGCAGACACAGAAGGUAACAUAAUUAUUCCGAAGCAUGUAACUUUGGACAUAGUAAGCGAUUUGGAAACCUUUACAUUUGAUUUAAAAGUGAACAGAAGAAAUUAUCAAAGAAUACCGGUGGUUACUAUUGUAGGAAACACCUGGCAACAACGUAAUAUUGAAAUGGAAAAGAAUCGUGUAGGGGUUUAUGGAACAACAAAUGCAUCAUUUGUACUAAAAUUUACUGAUGACAAAGUUAUCUCAUGUAAAGGGUUCUUUAUCAGUAACAACUACAUAUACAACGUUCAUCCAAAUGACGUCAAUUUUACAGCGCACGUGAUAUACAGGCAACCUCAUCCGACUUUUGAUUUUUCUGCGGGAGAGGGUCGUAUACUUACUAAGAAUGUUUCAGAAAUGGAAGUUUUACAGCAUAAGAGAAAUGUACCUUUUAGAGAAAAGCGUCAAGCACAGCUGUAUGAAAUAGAACUGCUGAUUGUUGUGGAUUUUGCUCUCUUUACACAGUUAUCUGCAUCCUUCGCCAGUGUUGGAAGUGAAGAUGUGCUAGAGGACAUUGUUCAUCACUUUGCAAUAAUUGUCAACGGCAUUGACGCACGUUUUAAAGGGAUCAAAGAUUCUGGUUACGUAUUAGACGUGGUGUUUAUUGGAAUAUAUAUUGCACAGGAUCAGCAUUCGUCACCCUGGUCAGAAUCAGUGACGGAAACAUCCUCAACACGUCCGGUAGUUAGUGAGAAAUCAAUUAAACUGUUAACAGAAUGGAUAAAAGUUCAUCAGCAUAAUUUGCCAGAAUUUGACCAUGCGAUGGCAUUCACCGCUUAUAACCUUCGAAAACAAGACAACCACAAGACGUUAGGGUUAGGAUACAUACAGAGUAUGUGUACUGGAAGGAGAUUCUCUAUCGUAGAGCACCACGGAGACAUCGCUUACGUUAGCUAUGUUGCCACACACGAACUAGCUCAUAGUUUAGGGGCCAAACAUGACGGAUAUCCUGCCAGAGUGAUGUAUGGUCACCGUGUGGAGAUAUGUGAAGCCGUGGACGGUUAUAUAAUGUGUCCCAAGGCGUCAAGAGAUCCAGAUGCGCAUCACAGGAAGUGGCAAUUUUCGGCUUGCAGUAUUUUGUACUUUAAUUUCUUCCUUGACUAUUUAAAUGAUAAUAAAACUAACUGCCUGACAAAGCGAUCGUCCUGGCACAGAGGGAGUGAUUCUACAAUGUAUACAGACGAUUAUCUACGUGUCUAUAGUCCAGAUGAGCAGUGUGGACUAAAACAUGGAACCGGCUUCGUUUUAGACAGAAAAGCAUCAAGCGCAAACAUGAGCAAUAUUUGUCACAGUAUCCCGUGCCUCAACCCUGGCGACAGACACUCUGUCAUACCUACCCUUCCUCUUGAGGGCACACUUUGUGGUCGUCGAAAGGUUUGUCAUUAUGGCCGAUGUAUUGAUGCCGACGGCAACACUCUCAGAGAUAAAGAAAUUUCUGACAAUAAAUGCGUGUUUAGAGACCAACCGGGUAUAAUAUCAGGAACUGGACGGACUUGUAAGGAAUUGUUAGGACCUACUAACUUUGCCUUCAGGUGCUAUACUUACGAGAAGCAAUGUUGCCACACAUGUGCCUGGCAUCGUAGAGAGUUUACCGCAAUAGAUGCCUGUCCAUAUGGUGACAGAAAGGACGGUUGUUCUGCUUCCGACUGUACCGCUGGAAUCACGGAAUUAUGUUGUGAAACUUGUGCUAUAUCAGCUGGAUUACUGAAAAGUAAUGUUUAUAUUAUCUACUUCCUGUGAUCAUACAUAAUGCUAUAUAAAUCUUUCCAAGGAUAGGGAGAUAUGAAUACGCUAAACUGAUUAUAUUCCAAUAUGAAGAAACUGUAUUGAGAUUUAUAAGAGCGCUUUUUAUUCAAGUUUUCUAUCUGUAUGAAGCUAUACAAGCAUUAGUCGAUAUCGCUAAAUCAUUAUCACUGAAUGAUUAAAUG
Mercenaria mercenaria is the source of this 1989-nucleotide messenger RNA. RefSeq names its product metalloprotease mig-17-like. The record is from RefSeq and is a predicted model, not a curated record. The coding region runs from base 188 to 1801 and encodes 537 amino acids. Gene Ontology annotation, molecular function: metalloendopeptidase activity. Lineage: Eukaryota; Metazoa; Mollusca; Bivalvia; Venerida; Veneridae. The transcript has 11 exons. Gene Ontology annotation, biological process: proteolysis.